This is a messenger RNA of Drosophila sechellia, 582 nucleotides long. RefSeq names its product stress-associated endoplasmic reticulum protein 2. The record is from RefSeq and is a predicted model, not a curated record. NCBI's taxonomy places the organism in Eukaryota, Metazoa, Arthropoda, Insecta, Diptera, Drosophilidae. Gene Ontology annotation, cellular component: endoplasmic reticulum. Gene Ontology annotation, biological process: endoplasmic reticulum unfolded protein response. Bases 172 to 366 code for a protein of 64 amino acids. The transcript has 3 exons.
AGUUAAAUUUUUAACGAACUCAAUUGAUGUUAAUGCACCCCUGGCAGGCAUCGCUUGUAGCCCAUCCUAGUGCAGCCCUGGCAGUAUACGUGUCGUGUCGUCGCUUUCUCAUUCGUUUUGUUAUUUUUGAGCUGAAAGUGCGAUUGUGCUUUACAUCAACAAAACAAGAAAAUGGCUCCACCACAGAGAAUGCGCGUCGCCAACGAGAAGGCCAGCAAAUAUGUGACAAUGCGUGGCAAUGUACCCAAAUCCUCGAAAACGAAAGAGGGUCAAUAUCCGGUGGGUCCCUGGCUCCUGGCUCUGUUCAUCUUUGUGGUCUGCGGCUCUGCCAUUUUCCAGAUCGUUCAGUCGAUACGCGCCGCGUAAGGAAAGGCUUCCCCUCGCAUAAGAUACACAGAGAGCAGGUGCAUCUGGAGGAAGAUAAUAGACCUUUCCGGAACCAUCACUUGCUACUACUAACACCUUCCCUAGCUAAAUAGACCCCGGCAACAUGUGCAACCAGAGGAUGACCCCAAACAACUUGGCUUUAUUUUCGUGUCUGCAAUAUGAACUCCUAUAAAACACAUACAAAAUUUAAGUCCA